Messenger RNA from Drosophila kikkawai, 1667 nucleotides. RefSeq lists its product as uncharacterized. Lineage: Eukaryota; Metazoa; Arthropoda; Insecta; Diptera; Drosophilidae. The record is from RefSeq and is a predicted model, not a curated record.
AGCACCAAAAAACUUGGAAAAUGACGGCGCUGAUUUGGAUAUUCUUCCUCGUCGCUCUCUCGAUCGGUUCAUCCAAGCAGGCUCAGCUAAAUCAGGGCGAUGAUGGAAAAGUUAUGACUUUAAAGGCGUUCAAUAACAGCCUUGGAACGUUUGUAGAAUUCACUGGACGGGCAGCAAUAGCCAUGGAGGACUGGACUGUAUACGCCAGCUUCGAUUUGGAGCAGCUCAUUCGGGAAUCUGCCUUCUUAGAGACUGGUUAUCAAAGUCUUAAAACAUAUUGCGAAACCGAUAACGUGUUGUGCAUUGAUUCCCUUUACUUGCAACUGACCGAAUUCGGGGACACAAUGAGUUAUCAAGGUCUGACUGAGAGGGCGGUUCCGCAUGAUUUCAGGCUUAAACAUCUUCCAUUAGAUGAUGAUGAGAUAGCCAACUUGUUGAGAGAUAAAUAUUCCGUUGUUGAUAGCACCAAAAAUAUUAAGGGCAGUUUAAAAAAUCUUCUAGAUCAGCUUGAACUUGAGAUCGACGAAUUAUUGAAUAAUCAUAAGAGUAAUCCAAUGUCCAUCUAUUACGUAACCGACCAACUGAGUUCUCUGGCAGCUCACAUUAAAAGGUCGCAGUUCGCUCUGCUGGAAGCAUUAACAUCGGCCAAUCAGCGAAAACUGACACCACUGAUCCUUUCUGUCCAGCAGUUGGAAACGGAGAUCCUCAGGAUUCAGCCGCAUAUUCCGGCAGGCCGCCGACUGCCCGUCAACCAAUCCACCGUCUCCGACGUUUAUCGUAUCGCCUCAGUAAGUGUCCAGCAGCUCGACAAAAAUCAUUUGGUCUUCGAAAUCAAAGUGCCCCUGAUCGACGCAGAACUGUUCAGUCUCUACCGCCUGACACCUAUUCCACGGGUUCAAAAUGGCCAAAUCGAGGUGAUGGACACCGAAACACCGUACCUGGCCAUCAAUAAUCACCAGGAUAGGUUUUUCCCACUCCAAAACUUGGGAGACUGCAUCGAACUGGCCAGAGAAAGAUUAAUCUGCAGGCACAUACAAGUCACCUUUGGAAACGGUGGCUUUCAAAACAUUCCCUGUGGCCUUGCGGCUAUACGGAAUCAGUCUUCAGGGGCCUGCCAAUUUCGCAAAGUGGAAAAAAGCUCCCUCUGGACACAGCUCCUUGCGCCAAACUCGUGGAUGGUGGCCCUCAGCCAAGAGCUUUCGCUAACCGCUGUGUGCUCAGAGGAUCGGCAGGAGCUGGACAUACGCGGAAGCGGGAUUCUUAGCAUUCGAAGCGACUGUAUUGUGAGAAGUUCAGCAGUCAUUCUCCAGGGAAGGCCCCAUCAGAGAGGCUCCUCAAAAAUUGGAUUUGCAUCUUUACAGUCGAAAACAAACACAGCAGACCACGUCUCCAUUCAGGCAGCUCUUCAUCAACUACAAAUGAGGCUUGAUCAGCAGAAGAUGCAAGGCGUCGGGGGAACUUUGAUAGCCGUCAUUGCCGUGUGCCCAGUUAUCGGCCUUGUCAUUAUACUCCUCUCCUUGGUCUGGCUAUAUCGCUAUCAUCGCAAAAGGCAAUUUAGAGGAGCUCAGAAUCCAGUGAAUGAUCCAGAAUACGAUAUCAGCCGACCCCAAGUCAAAACAAAUGAAAGCAAAGAUGGAAAUCUUCCUCUUUUGGAAAAAUCUGUAUAA